Messenger RNA from Lipotes vexillifer (Yangtze River dolphin), 2651 nucleotides. RefSeq names its product actin filament associated protein 1 like 1 (gene AFAP1L1). Gene Ontology annotation, cellular component: cytosol. NCBI's taxonomy places the organism in Eukaryota, Metazoa, Chordata, Mammalia, Artiodactyla, Lipotidae. Gene Ontology annotation, molecular function: SH3 domain binding. Bases 43 to 2337 code for a protein of 764 amino acids. The record is from RefSeq and is a predicted model, not a curated record. The transcript has 19 exons.
GGAGGCACCGCGCCCUGCUCCCUGCGAUCGAUCGCUGGCGCCAUGGACCGAGGCCGCGUGCUGGAGCAGCUGCUCCCCGAGCUCACAGGGCUGCUCAGCCUCCUGGACCAUGAGUACCUCAGCGACACCACCCUGGAGAAGAAGAUGGCUGUGGCCUCCAUCCUGCAGAGCCUGCAGCCCCUCCCAGCCAAAGAAGUCUCCUACCUGUAUGUGAACACAGCGGACCUCCAUUCCGGACCCAGCUUUGUGGAGUCCCUCUUUGAAGAAUUCGACUGUGACCUGAGCGACCUUCGAGACAUGACAGAGGACGACAGGGAGUCCUGCAAAGAAGCCACCCCUGAGCCAGCCAAGAGCCCACCUCUGAGACACGCAGCCGACUUGCCUCCACCGCUCCCCAAAAGGCCUCCACCUGAGGAAUACUAUGAGGAGGCCCUUCCCCUGGGGCCUGGCAAGUCCCCCGAGUAUAUCAGCUCCCACAACGACUGCAGCCCAGCCCACUCGAUUGUAGACAGCUACUACGAGGAUGCAGACAGCAGCUACCCCACGACCAGGAUGAAUGGGGAGCUGAAGAACUCCUACAAUGACUCUGAUGCCAUGAGCAGCUCCUACGAGUCCUAUGAUGAGGAGGAGGAGGAAGGGAAGGGGCCGCAGCCCACACACCAGUGGCCUUCAGAGGAGGCCUCCAUGCACCUGGUGAGGGACUGCAGGAUAUGUGCCUUCCUGCUGCGGAAAAAGCGCUUCGGGCAGUGGGCCAAGCAGCUAACCGUCAUCAAGGAGGAUCAGCUCCUGUGUUACAAAAGCUCCAAGGACCGGCAGCCACAUCUGAGGCUAGCGCUGGAUGUCUGCAACGUCAUCUACGUGCCCAAGGACAGCCGGCACAAGAGGCACGAGCUGCGCUUCUCUCAGGGGGCUACCGAAGUCCUGGUGCUGGCACUGCAGAGCCGGGAGCAGGCCGAGGAGUGGCUGAAGGUCAUCCGAGAGGUCAGCAAGUCGGUUGGGGGUGCUGAGGGGGCAGAUGUGCCCAGAUCCCCAGUCCUCCUGUGCAAGGUGGACCUGGACAAGAGGCUGUCCCAAGAGAAGCAGACCUCGGAUUCCGACAGCAUGGGCCUGGGCGACAACUGUUCCACCCUUGGCCGCGAACACGGCAAAGGGAAGAAGAGCAGCCUGUCAGAGCUGAAGGGUUCAAUGAGCAGGGCUGCGGGCCGCAAGAUCACCCGUAUCAUCAGCUUCUCUAAGAAGAAGGCACUGGCCGAUGACCCGCAGACAUCCUCUACCGAGGAGGAGGUUCCAUGCUGUGGUUAUCUGAAUGUGCUGGUGAACCAUGGCUGGAAGGAACGCUGGUGCCGCCUAAAGUGCAACACCUUGUAUUUCUAUAAGGACCGCACGGACCUGCGGACCCACGUGAAUGCUAUCGCCCUCCACGGUUGUGAGGUGGCCCCAAGCUUUGGGCCCAGACACCCAUUUGCCUUCAGGAUCCUGCGCAACCGGCAGGAGGUCGCCAUCUUGGAGGCAAGCUGCUCCGAGGACAUGGGCCGCUGGCUCGGGCUGCUGCUGGUGGAGAUGGGCUCCAAAGUCACUCCCGAAGCGCUGCAUUAUGACUACGUGGACGUGGAGACCUUAACCAGCAUCGUCAGUGCAGGGCGCAACUCCUUCCUAUAUGCAAGAUCCUGCCAGGAUCAGUGGCCUGAGCCCCGAGUCUAUGAUGAUGUUCCUUAUGAAAAGAUGCAGGACGAGGAGCCUGAGCGUCCCUCUGGAGCCCAGAUCAAGCGCCAUGCCUCCACCUGCAGUGAGAAGUCCCACCGGGCAGACCCACAGGUCAAAGUCAAGCGCCAUGCCUCCAGUGCCCAUCAAUAUAAGUACGGUAAGAACCGAGCUGAGGAGGAUGCCAGGAGGUACCUGGUAGAAAAAGAAAAGCUGGAGAAAGAGAAAGAGACAAUCCGUACAGAGCUGAUGACACUGCGGCAGGAAAAGAGAGAACUAAAGGAAGCCAUUCGGAACAGCCCAGGGGCAAAGUUAAAAGCUCUGGAAGAGGCCUUGGCCACCCUGGAAGCUCAGUGUCGGGAGAAGGAAGAGGGCCGUAUCGACCUGGAGCUGCGGCUGGUGGCUGUGAAGGAGCGCUUGCAGCAGUCCCUGGCAGGGGGCCCAGCCCUGGGACUCUGCGUGAACAGCAAGAACAAGAGCAGGGAAACUGCAAAUAAACCCCAGAACAAUGCCCCAGAGCAACCUCUCCCUGUCAAUUGUGUUUCUGAGCUGCGGAAGAGGAGCCCAUCCAUCGUAACCUCCAACCAAGGAAGAGUGCUACAAAAAGCCAAGGAAUGGGAAAUGAAGAAGACCUAGAAAGAGGAUGAGGAUUUCAUCCAAAGGAGAUAACACCUUGUCCAUCCAAGGCAGAAAUGCUUUUUUCACAAGGAGACAUCAGAAGACUGGAAGUAGCCCACACUCUCUGGGGCACCCAAAGACCAGCCUUUAUUGUCUGCAUGAUUAUAGGGGACAUGGGGAGGGAAGGAGGAGGAGAGAAGAGGGAAAUGGAGGGCAUCCUUAUAACUUUACAGAGGGUGGAAAUGGGGGUGGAGGGAGACAGAAAUCUGCACAGUCGUAAAGGUUUUGUUAAAUGUCUUUGCCUUCCCUUCUAAAGGAGAAAUGAAAGUACA